GCAUCAUAGUCGAUUAAGCGUCCAUACUAUCUAUCCAUUCUAUCCAUUCUAUCCAUUCCAUACAUUCCAUACUAAGCGGUAGGUUGGGAGGUGGGUAUCUAUACCAAGUAACGUGCAAGUUAUCCAAGUUUAUUGCUAGAUGUAAAUACUGGUUUAGUUUCCUGCUUUUGUUCUUGUCCCAUCUUCUUGCAACUUCUCUACUUGCAAUGCGUUCUCUGCUCUUCUCUUCUCUACCAAAACAUUCUUUGAUUUCUGCGGGAUUUGUUAAGAGUAAGAGUACGAUCAAGAAAAGGAGUAAGAUCACCGGAUUAUUAUUAGUUAAAUAUCUUUCCUCAUCUUCAUCCUCACCCCGAAAACCCUUUUUAUCACUACAUAAACACAAUCACAUUCCCCUUUCAAUCCAAAUUUUAUCGCAAAGCCAAACUCGAACUCUCAACACAAAUUCAACCAUCAAAAUGUCAACACCGGCAGAAAAUAAAUCAUAUUCUACUACUACUACCUCGAGCUUGGGAAACGCAGAUGCGUUCAAGGAGUUGGGGAUUCAGAAUACGAAGAUUAAUGCGGCCGAAGGGGUCAAUCUGAGUGAGAAGCAGAAGGUCGUUGUGGGUAGUAUUUUGGAUGUAUGACUUCUAUUUUCCUGCUACUAAACAUUAUCCCCCUUGUCUUUUCCCCCCAUACUCAUCCAAAAAUCAAGCAUCCACACAAAAACCCCACUAACACCUCCUCCAACCUCAGCUCUUCGCCGGCCGUCCCUCCCUCCCCAAACUCUCCCUCUGGGCCGAAACCGCCAUCUUCGAAGACCCCAUCACCAAAGCCGAAGGCCGCAAACAAUACGCAGCCCAAUGGUACGGGCUCCAAAGCGCAUUUAGCCAAAUCGAACAAAUCUCGCAUCGUGUAACGAACGGGGGUAAUCCUAUCGAAAUGGAUUUGCAUACGAGGUAUGUGGUUAAGGGGUUGGGCGUUGAACAGGUUAUUAAGAGUAAGGUGAGUAUUUUUACGAAUGGAGGGGAUGGGAAGGGACCGCUUGCGAAGGAGGAUAUGAGUAUUUUGAAGGUGGUGGAUGCGUGGAAUGGGGAGUUGCCGGGGGAGGGGGUGUUUGUUAAGGUUUGUUUUUUCUUAUUCGUCUUUGGCUUUUUGGGGAGGGUUUCCCCUUGGAUGAGAGGGUGGAGGGGGUUUUUACUUGUUUGAGAUGGGAUGGAAUGAGAUGAAUAAAAGAAGAAAGGAAAUGAAUAUUUUACUAAUCUAUCUCAUGGUUUGACAUUUAGGCAAUGAGAAACCUCAAUAGUGUCGUGGUACCUGCUUUUGUCAGCGUACCUAAAAAUGAGGAGGAGGAUAAGAAGAGGGGAAAUUAGUUGAUUGAUAUUUUUGGUUAUUGAUGUAUAAUUUGGGAAUUGGAACUUGAAACUUGAAACUUGGAACUUGGAAUUUUGAAAUCAUAACUUGGAAAUUGGAACUUGAGAAUCAUACUUGUAAAUAAAGAUUGAAAGAUGAGAGAGUAAAUGGAUUGAUUGUAGGAC
Molecule: messenger RNA, 1517 nt
Organism: Sclerotinia trifoliorum
Lineage: Eukaryota; Fungi; Ascomycota; Leotiomycetes; Helotiales; Sclerotiniaceae
Source: the annotation of a GenBank genome assembly